Sander lucioperca (pikeperch) is the source of this 786-nucleotide messenger RNA. RefSeq names its product peroxisomal biogenesis factor 7 (gene pex7). Bases 233 to 760 code for a protein of 175 amino acids. Gene Ontology annotation, biological process: protein import into peroxisome matrix. The record is from RefSeq and is a predicted model, not a curated record. NCBI's taxonomy places the organism in Eukaryota, Metazoa, Chordata, Actinopteri, Perciformes, Percidae. Gene Ontology annotation, cellular component: peroxisomal matrix; cytosol. Gene Ontology annotation, molecular function: protein binding. The transcript is spliced from 6 exons.
CCGGGUAGUUGGGUCAGCUGACCAAAACACGGAAGCGCUGCGCUUGUUGUGAAGUUGUCAGCCGUGUGUGUUCGGUUCGGAAGAGAAAAGCUGCUGGAAACGUGAUUUUAUGGAUUUAUGAACCGGUUUCCGGUAGUUUUAACGUUUCGACGGGACGGUGAAGUGUGGAGCUGCUUGUCUUUAAUCUCCGCUGGCCCAGCGCGGCUGCAGGUAGCUGCUGCUGCUGCUGCUGAUGGAGAAGGUGUUUCGCUGUCCAGGUCGCCAUGGCUACGCCGUGGAGGUGUCCCCGUUCAUCCCCAACAGAGUGGCCUGCGCCGCCUCGCAGUACUACGGCAUCGCCGGCUGUGGCACUCUCCUGGUCCUGGAUGAGACGGAGACAGGGGUUGCAUUAGUGAGAAGCUGGGAGUGGGGCGACGGUCUGUUCGACGUAGCGUGGAGCGAAGCCAACGAGCACAUCGUGGUUGCCGGGGGCGGGGAUGGCAGCCUACAGCUCUGGGACACAGCCAAUCACAGCGCUCCGCUGAGAGUGGCCAAAGAACACACACAAGAGGUGUAUUCUGUAGACUGGAGUCAGACCAGAGGAGAGAACCUCAUCGUCUCUGGAUCGUGGGAUCAAACUGCUAAAGUGUGGGACCCCGCUCUCAGCCAGUCACUGACCACGCUCAGGGGUCACGAAGGGGUCAUCUACAGCACCGUUUGGUCGCCUCACAUCCCAGGAUGCUUUGCGUCAGCGUCAGGUAACACACUGCACACAGCCUGAGCAGUAGGGGGUUGUUGGAAAGAAAG